Messenger RNA from Physeter macrocephalus (sperm whale), 3255 nucleotides. RefSeq names its product tyrosylprotein sulfotransferase 1 (gene TPST1). Bases 299 to 1411 code for a protein of 370 amino acids. The transcript has 6 exons. Gene Ontology annotation, cellular component: Golgi apparatus. NCBI's taxonomy places the organism in Eukaryota, Metazoa, Chordata, Mammalia, Artiodactyla, Physeteridae. The record is from RefSeq and is a predicted model, not a curated record. Gene Ontology annotation, biological process: peptidyl-tyrosine sulfation. Gene Ontology annotation, molecular function: protein-tyrosine sulfotransferase activity.
AGUCGCUGCUGAGGCGGCCGCGGGCCCGGGUCGCGUCAGCGCAGCUCCGCGCGGCCGAGCCGGGCUGGCAGCAGCUGGCGCCUGGCGGUGAGGGCGGGCUCCCGGGUGGGUGGAAUGGCCCUCACCUAGGGCAGUGGGAGAAGCGGCUGAGCCGAGGAUGCUGGGGAGGCGGCGCGGCGGCUCCUCACUCAUCCCAGAUAUUGAUCAUCUUUCUGAAGUAGAAUCUCCAUGGCCUGAAUGUUUUCUGAAAAACAUUUGUAGCAAAAUAUCUGUUUAAUAGCAAGAUAACCACAUCAAGAUGGUUGGAAAACUGAAGCAGAACUUACUAUUGGCAUGUCUGGUGAUUAGUUCUGUGACUGUAUUUUACUUGGGCCAACACGCCAUGGAAUGCCAUCACCGAAUAGAAGAACGUAGCCAGCCCCUCAAAUUGGAGAACACAAAGACCACUGCGCGAACUGGCCUGGACAUCAAAGCCAAUAAAACCUUUGCCUAUCACAAAGAUAUGCCUUUAAUAUUUAUUGGAGGUGUGCCUCGGAGUGGAACCACACUCAUGAGGGCCAUGCUAGAUGCACACCCUGAUAUUCGCUGUGGAGAGGAAACCAGGGUCAUUCCUCGAAUCCUGGCUCUGAAGCAGAUAUGGUCACGGUCAAGUAAAGAGAAAAUACGCUUGGAUGAGGCUGGUGUCACCGAUGAAGUGCUGGAUUCUGCCAUGCAGGCCUUCUUACUAGAAAUCAUUGUUAAGCAUGGGGAGCCAGCCCCUUAUUUAUGUAAUAAAGAUCCUUUUGCCCUGAAAUCCUUAACUUACCUUGCUAGGUUAUUCCCCAAUGCCAAAUUUCUCCUGAUGGUCCGAGAUGGCCGGGCAUCAGUACAUUCAAUGAUUUCUCGAAAAGUUACAAUCGCUGGAUUUGACCUGAACAGCUAUAGGGACUGUUUGACCAAGUGGAAUCGUGCCAUAGAGACCAUGUAUAACCAGUGUAUGGAGGUUGGCUAUAAAAAAUGCAUGUUAGUUCACUAUGAGCAACUUGUCUUACAUCCUGAACGGUGGAUGAGAACACUCUUAAAGUUCCUCCAAAUUCCUUGGAACCACUCAGUAUUACACCAUGAAGAGAUGAUUGGGAAAGCUGGGGGAGUAUCUCUGUCAAAAGUGGAGAGAUCUACAGACCAAGUCAUCAAGCCAGUCAAUGUGGGAGCUCUAUCAAAAUGGGUUGGGAAGAUACCUCCAGAUGUUUUACAAGACAUGGCAGUGAUUGCACCCAUGCUUGCCAAACUUGGAUAUGACCCGUAUGCCAAUCCACCUAACUAUGGAAAACCUGAUCCCAAAAUCCUUGAAAACACUAGAAGGGUCUAUAAAGGAGAAUUUCAGCUACCUGAAUUUCUUAAAGGAAAACCUCAGACUGAGCAAGUGGAAUAGCAGAGCCAGGAACCUCUUGCAUACUUGAGGUGAACAUAAGGAUUUGUAUUCCCUACGCCUGCCCACCCCUGGAGACUCCACUGUCAUGAGUGGGAAUGUAUUGGAAUAGGAAAAGGGCAGAGAACCACCGCACAAAAACGGCUGACUCAGGAAAGAAGAAACCACUGCACAACUGGCCUGGAGAAGCAGAUGCUGUGAUAUCUCCCUCCCUGUUGACAUUCCCUCCUUCACAAAGCCUUCUUUCUGCUCUGAGCACAUUUCUCUUGAGCCCUGUGAAGCAAAGCAUUUCUGUUCCAUGUGACAUCUUAGAACACCUGUAGGAAGAUGACUGUAUUUGUGAGAUGUUGUGAUUUGAUGGAAUCAUGUGGAAUUCCUGUCAAACAAAUGAAAGAUGCCUGGAGUAAAAUGUAAAAAUUGGUAACUGGGGGACUUCCCUGGUGGUCCAGUGGUUAAGAAUCCGCCUUCCAAUGCAGGGCACACGGGUUCGAUCCCUGGUUGGGGAACUAAGGUCCCACAUGCCGCAGGGCAACUAAGCCCACGUGCCACAACUACUGAGCCCGCGCAGUCUGGAGCCCACGCGCCGCCAGGAAGGGCCCAGGCACCGCAGAUCCCAAGUGCCGCAACUAAGACCCGACGCAGCCAAAAAUAAAAUAAAUAAAUAUAUUUUUAAAAUUAAAUAAAAAUUGAUAACUGGGUAAGGGACCAGGGUAGAUGUGUUGCCUGUGAAGAUCAGAGAGCUGCCCAGGGCCAGCACAGCCAUGGCCACAGCCAGCGGGGGAGCCUGUGGAGCCAGGGAGAGGCUGGCGUCCUCAGUGGCUGCAGGAGGAGGCUGGAGAGAGCAUCAUCCAUGAAGAAUCAUAGAAUUUUUAAAUGAGAGAAAAAAAUCUUAGUAAUCACUUAGCCACGUAAUCAUUCUAGAAACAUUUAUCAACAGCUUCUCAUGGUCUAGAUCCUGUGCCUGAGUUUACAUAUUUAAACUCAUUUAAUUCUCAAAAUCACCGUCUGAGGUAGGUACUGUCACUACCUGCAUUUUAUAGACAUUGGCUUGGGAGGCAGUACCAGCUUUCUGGACCAGCUAGUAAGUGACGGGAUCAGAAUACAAAUCCAGGCAACCUGGCUCCAGAGCCUACACCCUUAACCACCACUCUACCUCUCAGUAAUCAUCUUUAUACUAAAAUAGAAACGUCAUUAGCAUUGAGUGACAACUAUUUAAAUAUCUCCCUUGUACUUAGUAAUUUGCUAGGUAUAAUUGUGCUAAGAAGUAAAGGCAGAUUGCUGCCCUUGGGAAUUUAUGGUCUUGGUGAAAAUCAAGAAAAAUGUACAUAAAACAAUUAUUUCAAGCUUACCUAACAAAACCACCUAUAGUAUUACCUACGACAACCUGGCUAGUAGGUGAUGGGUAAGUAAUAGUCUAGGCAGGACUCCAUUCAGUGUUGCCCCAAAAUUUGUUUUUCUAGGGAGCUACAGAUCCUGGGGGCUGUCUGAGCUUUUCUCUGGCAAGGUCAGUAUUUUCAGCAUUGAGUUCCCUUUCCUGAUUGUCACUAUCCAACAGUCUUCUGCAGGGAGUUUAGGCCUUUGCAUAAAGCAGAGCAGUCACUUUGUUAUUCUGAGACAAAGAUUUUUAUUCAUUUUGGGUUUAAGUCCUAACAAAGCUCAUCAUUUGAGGGUUUUUUUUUCGGGGGGGGUGAUUCUGGCUAGACAGAAAAAUAAAUGACUUUGAUUCUCCCUUUGGAGUUUGCUGAUUAUUACUGAACAUCCAAAAUUGAAUCAUUCUUCACAAUAAAACCACUAUUUUUGUUGUUAUAUACUGUAGAAAUGGCUAUGGCCUUGCCCUGAGAAGGAAA